Molecule: messenger RNA, 895 nt
Organism: Capsicum annuum
Lineage: Eukaryota; Viridiplantae; Streptophyta; Magnoliopsida; Solanales; Solanaceae
Product: pectinesterase inhibitor 7
Exons: 1
Coding region: 129-740 (203 amino acids)
Biological process (GO): negative regulation of catalytic activity
Molecular function (GO): enzyme inhibitor activity
Source: RefSeq, a predicted model, not a curated record
GCUCAUCUCCACCCAACUUGAGAGUUUUUGCUAUAAAUGCAGAACGCUUGCAUUCCCUUUUUCAUCACACUCAACUAUCUUUAGUAACUGAGAGACGAACAAACAAAAAAGCUUAAGAAAAGAGAGAGAUGGAAGGUUCUUGUAAUAACCGUUGCCAUUUGCUCACUGUCUUUCUUAUUUUAGUAGCCUUUACUACAUUCAUGGAGUUCGCCUCAGCAGCAAGGCCAGUUACCAGACGUACUAAUACAGAGUUUAUAAGAACAUCUUGUAAGUCAACAACUUAUCCCAACCUUUGUUUCAGCUCUUUAUCAAGCCAUGCAAGUGCUAUUGGAGUUUCCGCUCAUCUUAUGGCCCAUGCUGCCCUCACCAUCAGCCUUGAAACAGCACAGUCAACAUCUGCCAUGAUGAUGAAGGUGGCACAUGGUCAAGGCAUGACGAAAAGAGAGGUUGGCGCCAUGAGCGACUGUGUGGAGGAACUAGGUGACACAGUCAGUGAACUGAGAAAGUCUUUGGGUGAAAUGAAGCAAGUAAGAGGAAGAGAUUUUGACCUGAAAAUGAAUGAUAUUCAAACUUGGAUAAGUGCCGCCUUGACCAACGAGGACACCUGCACUGAGGGAUUCGGUGGAAAAGUCAUGAAUGGGAAAGUUAAGACAGUAGUAAGGGGAAAGAUACUGGAAGUUGCACACAUGACAAGCAAUGCGUUGGCUUUGAUCAACAGCCUUGCCGCCCUUCAUGGCUAAAGCAAAUGUUCAUUUACAACGUAUAUAUACAGUAUUGUUAGUCUUUCACCAAUAUUAGUUCUUUUUCAUUGAUUCCUGCAGUAGCAGGGCCUCCGCUUUAGGUGAUUGUGUCAUGAUCUAUAUGCUUUUAUAGAAAAGGUAAUAUUUGUGAAUGA